GUGUGGUGGAAUAUAAAAUGGGCGCCGUUGCUAUGCCAUUGGCCCCGCGGAAAUCUCUCUCUUCUUUCCCCCUUUGCUUUCCAUUUACCCAAUUUCUUCCUUUCCUUACUUCUUCUUCUUCUUCUUCUUCUUUCUUCUUCUUCUUUCUUCUUCUUCUCUUUCUUCUUCACGUACCCACAUUGAAUCCUUCACAUUCAAUUCAAACCCCCAUUCAAUGCUCUCUCUAUUUCACAAACCUCCAUUCGCCUGCAUUUCUCUCUGUUCUUUCAUCUUUCAAUGACCCCAUUUCCCUGAACGCCGCUUUAUUCCUCUGCCUUUCCUUUCAUCCAAUUCUCCACGAUUUCUCAACACCCAUCUCUUUGAUUUUCUUUUUUUUUACUCUAAUUAUGUCUGCGGUUUUAGCAAGAACAGGGCGACAUCGUCAGCGAUACGACGAUCAUUUUCGUCUUGUUUCUGGAUGCAUUCCUUAUAGGCUGAUAGAGGACAGCGAGGAAGUUAACGACCAGUGUGACACUGAGAACAAGAUUGAAGUUCUCAUGGUUUCUUCACCAAAUCGUGAUGAUCUAGUGUUUCCAAAGGGUGGAUGGGAGGAUGACGAGACCCUCCUAGAAGCAGCGUGUCGCGAAGCUGUGGAAGAAGCAGGAGUGAGAGGCAAGCUUAACGAAAAUCCUCUUGGAGUUUGGGAGUUUAGAAGCAAAAGCAGUCAGGACAUUUGCAGCAUGGAGGGAGCAUGCAGAGGAUACAUGUUUGCAUUAGAAGUUACAGAAGAGCUUGAGUCAUGGCCAGAGCAGGGAAACCGCCAUAGGAGAUGGCUCAAUGUUAAAGAGGCAUUCAGACUAUGCCGAUAUGAAUGGAUGCGCGUGGCACUUGAAGCCUUUCUUCGAGUAAUGGGGGGAGACGAAAAUGGUGAAGCUACGCAAGAGAUGACGGCAGAGACAAGUGCAGUAACAGUUACAAAUGUGGUUGAUUGUGGAUUGAUAUCAUCUAACUGCUGUGGAAGGCCUCCUCCGUUCAGUCAGCAGCACGGUGGUAGGAGUCAUUCAACAGGCAUAGGAGGCAUUUCAAGGGAUUGCAGAUUAGGCAUUACAUUAACUGAAUGAUGAAAAUCUGUGUAGCGGGUUCGUGUAAUCAGUCUCUGGUGGGGGGGAAGUCGUUCAACUUUGAGAAAGAACAAACAAAACUGUGUAAAGUGGAAGUGAAGGUGAGUAAAACUCAAAGUGCAGCAGAAUUAUGAGAAAAGAGAGAGAAGAGAGCCAGGAGGGGUAGGCUUUUUUUGGGGGGGUGGGCGGGGGGGAGGGAUUUUGUUGGAUGAUGGAUGAUGGAUGAUUGUUUGUAUGUAGAAGAAGAAGAAGAAGAAGAAGAAGAAGAAGAAAGAAGCAACUGUAGUUGGGGAUACAAAAUUAUGUGGCUGGCUUGUUGUUAGUGAUGUUAAUAAGAUAGUUGGAUUGUGAUGGAUGGGUUACUGACUGAUGUUGAUGAAUUUUGGGUGGUGGUGGUGGUGGUUGUAAUGCUUUAGCUGCUGUAAAUGAAGAAGAAGCCAAUCAGUGUACAGUUGGAUUUUAUUUUCUUCUUUAAACUGUUUGUGUUUGGUGCUUAGUGAAAAUGGUUUAGAGGAAAAUUAUCGGGAAUAGUGUACAGUUCCCAAUCUCAUAUCUCUGACCUCUCACCAAAGUACACACACCUUGUCUUUCUGCAUUUCAUUGCAAAUUCCCAUGUUCUUUGCUUCCUCCCUUCCAUUCAACAAUCAAGUUUCACUACAACUUUAAUUCUCCAA
This is a messenger RNA of Cucumis sativus (cucumber), 1774 nucleotides long. Its product is annotated as nudix hydrolase 13, mitochondrial. Gene Ontology annotation, cellular component: nucleus; cytoplasm. NCBI's taxonomy places the organism in Eukaryota, Viridiplantae, Streptophyta, Magnoliopsida, Cucurbitales, Cucurbitaceae. The record is from RefSeq and is a predicted model, not a curated record. Gene Ontology annotation, molecular function: pyrophosphatase activity. The coding region runs from base 18 to 1100 and encodes 360 amino acids. The transcript has 5 exons.